Molecule: messenger RNA, 7896 nt
Organism: Aphanomyces invadans
Lineage: Eukaryota; Oomycota; Saprolegniomycetes; Saprolegniales; Verrucalvaceae
Exons: 3
Coding region: 58-7860 (2600 amino acids)
Biological process (GO): protein targeting to vacuole; protein retention in Golgi apparatus
Cellular component (GO): extrinsic component of membrane
Molecular function (GO): calcium ion binding
Source: RefSeq, a predicted model, not a curated record
GUCCUGUUCAUUUUGCCAACGGGCUGUCGUCACGAAGACUCGCGCGGCUGUCUGCAUAUGUCGUACGAUAUGGGCUUCAUAUUCCUUGGCAUCACAGCACUGAUCGCGUCUGUGUGUGUGGUGCCCCCCUUGGCCAAGGCCAUCAUAGGUCCUCUGCUGAGCUCGGCAGUGGCGAGCGGCGCGAAGAAUUAUGUCGAGGCAUUCGUGAAGGUGUUCUACAACGUGCUCGAGGGCACCGUCACGAUUGAAAACAUCUCGGUGCAGCCAAGCUACCUCUCUUCCCUUCGGUUCUCCCUCCCCGGCCCUGUGGAAUUUACCAAAGUGACGAUCACAAGAAUGCGUCUGCAAUUACCGGCGUUUUUCGGUGCCAACGGAGUUUACUCCUACCGCAUGCCCAUCCAGAUCACCGACUUCCACAUUGAAGGUAAAAUUGACGAUUCCUUUGAGAAGGACCACGAAGAAUACCUCAAGCGCGCCAUCGAGAACAAGCUGUCGCAGGCGAACACUGCUACGCAACUUGUGCUCGACUACAUAGGUCGAUUCCAACCAUCCGGUCCCCAAGUUGCUCCCACGUGGACGCAGAAAUUGACUCGUUCAAUUGUCGAAACGAUGGAGUUGUCUGUGAACAAACUGACAUUUUCGUUUGUUGGUAACGAGCCUGCGACACCUGCGACGUCGUUGAAGCUCGUCGCAGACGAUUGGGUCAUGCGAUGCACUCCCAGCGAAGAAACUCUCAAGACAAACCGCGCAAUGGUGUUCAAGAACCUCGGAAUUGUAAUUGGCGACACCCGCAUCCUCAGCUUUCCAUCUCUAAACUUGGAUCUGAACAUGCCUGACGUGUACGAAGUCAUGUAUUCGCCCCGACCUUUGCCCCAGAAGAUUCUGGGCGUCAAGUUGGACCCCCAAUCUAUGCUCAUGACGCUCAGCCCAGAUUUGUACACGUCGUUGAUGCGAUUUUACAUUUGCUACCUCAAGUACUGUGCCCUGCUGGAGCAAUUGGAGGGAAAACAAGUUGAAGCAUCGCUGUCGAACCUCUCUACGGAAGACACCCAUCGGUACAUCGAAGCUUUCAAGUGGGACCCCAAGGCCAACGCAGUCGAGCCCAACGAAACCAUUACGGAGCUGGAGAAAUCCCUCACGUUGUCGGCAAUCCUCAAGCUGCGCCAGAACAUCAUGAAGUGGGGGGUCAUGCUCCGGUCCGCCGGGCAAGACUCAGUGGACUUCGAGCACCUCCACGAGAAGCUUGCAAACGACGCUGCUUCCUUCCUGGGAAAGGACAUUGCCAUUCAAGUCGACCAGUGGGACAUCAAGUUUUUCGACGGCAAUUUGGCCGAACCAAUUGGUGACAUGGUGAUGAGCAACGUGUACAUGACUGUCAAGACGCGCCUCGUGGAAGACCUGAGCUUGGAGUUGACGUAUGGCAUCCGCAACAUCCAGCUCACAACGGACUGUCCGUCGAUGGAAUGCCAGCGGUCCCAGUUGAUCUCGCACGCGACGGUGCAACCGCUGUUGUUUGGUCACUUAAAACAAUUCCGAAAUGGCCACAUGGACGUCGACUUGAACUUGGAAAACAUGUCACUGUACGCUGCGAAGGAUCCGCUGGAGCAUUUCCUGUUGUAUCUGGAUCGAUUGCAAAUGGGAGCUCAAGCAGCCAAGACUGCCGCGCAAGACACUGGAGCAACAACGUCGACAGCGAUCGUGGCGAGUCAAACCAAUGCGAUUCCGUCCAACCUCCGCGACAUCAGUUCGUGCUCCAUCCUUGGCGGGGCGCUCUACGACAUCAAUAUUCGAGUGAUGGACCUGAGCAUUUUUCUCAUUCCACCGGUGGUCGAACACACUGGCUCAUUGCUCGAAUGCACGAUGACGGUGGUUCUUGAUAUUGACAGCGAUCUGACUCAUGAGCGGAUUUCAGUUGCCAUUUCGGACACAGCGCUGUCACCUCGGUUGUACCAGGCCCCCGAAGAGACGACGGGGUUCCCGACCAUCUUUUCGCCGCCGUCUGCCGAAUCGCUCUUGACGCCCAUGACGAUCAUGACUGACUACGACCUCAAACUGUUGAACGACGACGAGAAACGCACCCAAGCUGUCGGGCAGGACUUGACCCGGCCACAGUUCAAACAGGGACUUGCCGUGAAAAUCCCCGACAUUUCGCUCUCGUUUUCCCAGUUGAACUUUGCCAUUUUUUGGAGCGCCUUGACAAACCUGAGCAAGAUCGAAACGUCCACGGCAGAGCAGCGCCAGAAGCGAUUGGAAAUCGAGGCCGCGGCAAGAGAAGCGGAAAUGGAACUCCAGAUUAAGAAACGAUUGGACCAUGCACAAGCGCAGUUUGAAGAGAUCGAUGUGGAUGGCACCAAGAGCAUCGAGGUGGAUGAGCUACAAUUGCUGCUGCAACGUGCCAUUGUCCACGACAAGCUCCUGCUGUCGGAGCUCCAAGAACUCAGUACGGCCAUCUUCAAUCACAUUGACAAGGAUGGCAGUGGCACGAUCGACUUCGACGAAUUCAAGCACUUUUUGGUCGAAACCAUGAACGUUGAACACGUCAGGGGGUACCUGGACUUGUUUGCGGGCGAAUACGAUUGCUUGGACACGGUCCAAACUCGCUUUGGCAAGAUCAUGCCAUUUGAGCAGCGCGAUUCGAUUGUCGACUGGCACGGGUAUUUCUUGCGAAUCGCACGGGAAAACUCAGUACAAUUUUGGAAUGUGUAUACGUCUGAAACGGGUGCUGAAAAGACAUCGUGCAACAGCCAAGUCCCCCAACUCUUGCAGAAGAAGCUUGUGCGUUUGCUGCAGAACUUUGACGCCGCCCAGCAAUGCUGGCAAGUCAUCAUCCAGCCGAUGCUUCAAGACGAAGGCGACUUGUCUUGGAGUGUGAAGCGAGACAAUUUGACUGGUGGUUUGGUCGAAUUCGAGUCGGCCGGAAAGCUAAUGAUGAGCCAAGAGGUCAAGCACGAAGAAGUGACCCCCCAGCAGAUUGUCUCCACAACCGCGUUGGCCCGUUUGAUUGUUGCCACCAACAUGAGCCUGGGCAACUUGCGUGUGGAAAUGGUUGACGCUAGUUUGCCCAUCGAAGCACGCCGAGCCAAGUUUGUCAUCGACAGUGUGACCUGUCAAUUCAACAUGGCGUCUGACAUUGGGGUGACGGUGUACGACGUCAAUGCGGUCAACUCGGAGUGGGCCGGAACCAUGGGCUUUCACGUAUCUGCUGAGUGCUACAGUGAUCUGUCGUGUGCCAUGGAGUACAUCAUUGAGCCGUGGGUGUUCUCGAUGGGAGCACUGAGCAAGAGGGGUUCGGAAGGUUUCCACUAUUGGGGAGAAGCCGAGCGCCUGUUCCAAAUCAACUUGUCGUCGUCGCUGCUGCAGUUGCUCAAGAUCCUGCCUGAAAUUAUGUCGGGAACACUGGUCAUUGAAGAUGCGCCGAAAGUCCAAAAGCGAAAGGGCCAGUUGCCUUUUCAAAUUACAAACUUGACUGGCGUGUCGUUGAAAUUUGGUGCAGACGAAAGGGAGAUAGAGCUGUCGCCUCGUUCCGUGACUCCGAUCCAGUGGCCAUCGCGCGACAAUUGUACGCUGGACAUUCCUGAGUGGGGGUCAAAGUCUGGUAUUUCGUUGCCGCGUUUUGGUCCUCAAGAAAUUGUCGUGAAGGAGACUUCGACUGGCCAUGCAAUUUCGCUGAUUGCCAACUGCCGCUUCGACGACCCGAACGACGGGUCGGUGACUCUCAAGUCGAACGUGUACGUGACAAACCAAAGCCUGUUGGACGUGGAGUUGAAGUUUUUGAUCCAUUUGACUGGGUUUACUUCGCAAAACGACAAGGUGACUUUGAUUCCUGCCCACGAGCGACUGGCACUGCCCAUCUCUGUCUUUAUGGGCGACACAGAAUUGUACGUGCGUCCGGUCAAUGGAGAGUCGUGGAACACUAGCGUCAAGUUGACGAACGACAUGCUCCUGGAAGCUCCUUCGGACGAGCAGCGAACUAUCGUCAAGAGCACGUCGACCCAUUCCCUCCGCAAAGGAACAAUUGUGCCGAUCCAAGACCAACGUCGUUCGUCCAAACUCGUCAAAGUUCUCAACCCUUGCGUCCACCUCUACCGCCAUGUCAUGGCUGACAACAUGAUUCAGUGGGAAAUUGCCGUGUACGCCCCGCUCGUCGUCCAGAACGCCUUGCCCUACGAGCUCGAAUAUGUCUUUAUGGAGUACCGCAUGGAGAAGGGCGUCAAGUACGACAUGGCGACCAUUGAACAAAAGUUGCACGAGUCGACGGCCACGUUCAAAGUCAAAUCGGGCUGUUAUGGCGAAGUCCCUGGGGUGUCUGGUCAAACUCCUGGGUACAUGGCAGUUCGUUUGGUCCACAACGACACGAAGUCGAGCUGGUCGAAAGCGAUGCUUAUGGUGAUCAAUUCUCGAGUUGAAAUCUUUACCACCCCCGCUGAAAAGUGCGACUUGGAGGCGAAUUUGUCGGUGAACGUCCAACGCAUCAGCGUGCCUGACAAGCCCCGUGUAGUCAAGUUCUCGGCGCCGUAUUGGGUUUACAACAAGACUGCGUUGGGACUCGAGUUUCGCCUGCCGGACGACGAAGGUAGCAAAGUACCCGCCACCCUCAACCUCCAUCCAGUAUUCAACCAACCCAUCAUGCUCGCCAUGCCAAAGAACCGCCUGAGCUUCCGUCCUGUCAGCUCUGGAGACGUCCUGCCGCCGUCCUGGGAGUCACUGCACUCGAACGACCACUCGCAACCGUCGGUGUUCUCCCAAUUGAACGCGCAGUCGCCGUGGUCGGACCCUAUCAACGUGUCGGCCGUCCAAACAAACGGUGAAAUUUACAGUGGAUCGCACGUGUUUGGUGUCGACAUUGCCGGGUUGAUGGGCUUCUUUGAUGGAUCCGUUGCUCUGUCGUUGAGUCCGCGCUACAUUGUUCAAAAUCACACGCCAUUUGACGUUCAAUUCCGGUCGUUUGCCACGAGCGACAGCGACCAAAUCAUGAACGACAAGCUACUGUCGUCGCUGGAUGUGUUUGCGCUCAACAGUCAUAUCAACGGAGCAGUGUACCCGUUCAAGCAACUCAACAAGGAGCCGUUGUUCAAGUGUCAAAAGUACUUGAGUAUGGCGAUGCAGGGCAGCUCGGUGUGGUCGUCAGUGAUCUCUGUCAACAUAGUCGGUGACGUGUACUUCCCACUCAAGUGCACUACUCGCAAGCGAGAGUACAUUGUGAAGGCGGCGAUCCAAAUGCUGGGCACUCAUGUGUACGUUGUCCUGAGCGAUGCGUCGAGCUCUCCGCCGUACCGCGUGGAGAACUUUUCGAUGUUUCCAGUGUCGCUUCGCCAAGCUGAACAGAAGCAAGGCAACGUGACUCUAGGCCGCGGCCAGCGCUACGAUUUUGCAUGGGAUUUGGCCUUUGUGAACGAUCACAAGCUGGAAGUAGUGAUCCAGAACCAAAAGUACACUGUCGACAUCGACACGGUUGGCAAAGUCAAGUCGUCGAACCUGCUGGGGAUAUUGGAUGGGCAGUCCAAGUGCCGCCUCGAAGUCGUUCCGGUCGGCACCACGCGAGUCUUGCGCAUUGUCGAUGCCAAGUUACAGCAGCUGGACGCCCUGCGCAAGCAAGUGCCGGCGAAUGCUGCCCUGACGACGGCGUGGCACGCAACGUCGAUUGACGUUCGGUUGGCUGGGUUUGGCGUGAGCGUCUUGGAUGGGUACCCCCAGGAAGUGUUGUACGUUUCGAUGGAGAACAUUCAAGUUCGUACCAAGCCGCAGUCGUUGGAGUGGGAAGUGUCUGUGUUUCACUUCCAGGUGGACAACAUGCUUGCAGGGGCGCAUUUCCCCGUCGUGAUGAACCCCGUCAACAGUGGAUUCAAUGGAGAUGCGGACGUUCCUUGCUUCAAGUUGGUGAUUGAGCGCAUUGAGAGUUUGUCCGAGGCGUACGGCAUCCUCAAGCUGAUGGACAUCUCGCUCCAGCCUCUGUCGGUGAAACUCGAGUUGGAGUACCUGUUCAAGCUGCUCAACCUGUUGGAGCCACUGCUCUUGUCUGGGUCUCAAGUCGUUUCGCAAGAAAAGCUCGCUUUGGACUUGAACUCGAAGCCGCUGACUGCCCCCGAGCCCAUCGCGACCAAGUCGUCCGACUUGAUGUACUUUGAAAAGUUUACGAUCCAAGAAACGGAAUUCCAACUGGAGAUGCAAAUUCAAAAGGAUGACUUGACCCGACCGCUCCAGUCUCGUUCGUGGCUUGUGAACGCCCUGAAUCAGUUGGUUGGCAUUUUGGGCUCCAAGAUUAGUGGGUCGCCGACAUUUCGUUUUGCUCCGAUCACGAAGCGCCAUUGCUUUACGACCCAGUCGCGCUUGCAGUCGCAACUUGUCCAGAAUUACACGCGCGAAGUCGUUGUUCAAGCAUACAAGCUCGUGGGGUCGAUGGAUUUACUGGGGAACCCUGUGGGGGUGGUUGGGGACAUUGGCAGUGGCAUCAUUUCGUUCCUAAAAGUGACGGGCGACGAACUGACUGGUGACUCGAAGACGCGUGGCGAAGGCGUCAAGAUUCUGGGCAAGACGGUGGCGACUUCGGCGACGGGGUUUGUGUCCAAGGUCACUGGCAGUCUGGACAAGUUCAUGGACGAAGUGUCGGACGUGACGGACACGCGCCAAGUCAUCUCGUCGGACAAGGACCACGACAACAUUUUGGAUGGCAGCAUCAACUUUGCCAAGAACUUUGGCAAGGGAGUGGCCGGCGUCUUCACCAAACCAAUCGAAGGCGCCAUCUCUGGUGGCGUUGGCGGGCUCGUUCAGGGGACUGUCCAAGGGCUCGCGGGUCCGGUCGUUGUGGUGCUGAAGGGUGUGACGCAAACCACACACGCGUUGGCCCAGGAAGCGUCGGAGAAUCUGGAAGACGUGGUGCCAUUCCACGGACGUCGCCGCAAGGAAUUGAAGUUUGAAAACAAGAAGCUCGUGCCACGCACUGAGACGUCGCAGCUCGACUUGGAGAUCAUUUCGGCGAGUGGUUUGUUGGCUGCGAACGCCGGCAAGUGCAAUGCCGUGUGUUAUGUGUACUUGGACGACACCAAGGUAUUUCAUACCAAGGUCCUGUUCGGGUCGAGCAACCCUGAAUGGCACGCCAAGUUUCGCACCGAACUCAAGCCCAACACGAAGCGCAUCAAGUUUGUCGUCAAGGACAACUUUACCUCAUUUGAAGAGGAGAUUGGGAAGCUCGAGAUGUCUCUGGACGAGUUGAAGCAGGAUUUUACGCCGCCGCAGGCUGCGUCGCCACUAAGUCAGUGGGUGACGCAAAACGUGUCGACCCCCACCGCAUCCAACGUGGACAAACAUUUUGGCGUCGAUCCGUCGCUGAUCUCGGUCGAGGUGCCGCGCAUGGAGCGCGAGUACUUUUUGCAAGCCAAGAUGUCGUCCCAGAAAGCGUCGAAGAACCUCCAAGUGAUGGUGACCAUCUUGGACGUGUCGGACCUGACGCCGCUGAAGAACUUGUUUGGACGCAAUGCCAACAUAACGCCGUUUGUGGCCGUCGACAUUGGCGGAAAGGUGCAGAAGACGUCGGCCAAGACGGGCACGCACGUUGCGUACAAGGAAACGUUUACGUUUGAGUGGAAACCCGACACGUCGCGGUGCUUGAUCACGGUCUUCGAUAAGAGCAUGCUCUCGGACGACCUGGUCGGGUCGGCCUUUUUACCGCUCGACAUCAACACGCCCGUCAUGGAGACGGUCCUGGAAAUGCAGGCUGGCGCCAAGAAGGACGUGAACGGCCGCGUGACUGUCAAGUACGAGAUUGUGGGACUGCCGGCCCCCGACACGCCCAACUCGACCAUGGACCGCCGCAACAGUGGUCGCACGGCCGGUCGCCUCAAGUUGUAUGCAAAGCUCUCGUAAACGCAUGGAUAUUUAGGAAAUGCAUUUUUCAUGCCA